Molecule: messenger RNA, 396 nt
Organism: Miscanthus lutarioriparius
Lineage: Eukaryota; Viridiplantae; Streptophyta; Magnoliopsida; Poales; Poaceae
Source: the annotation of a GenBank genome assembly
AUGGAUCUCGGCCUCGCCGUCGCCAGCAUGGGCGUGGCCCAUCACCUGGCGCUCCGCGGCGGCGCGCCAUGUCCGAGCGCGCCGCUCGACUCCGUUGACGACCUCACGGGGGACGAUCUCGACGUGUGGUGCGCGCUGGAGAAGCUCGGGAACGCCGCCGCGCUCGCCACCCGUGUGCACGAUGGCGUGGAGCGCGCUUGCGGCCACCUACGCGCUGCCAAGCUCCUAGGGUUCCUAGACAAGGCUAGCGACGGUGGCGGCAAUGGCGACGGCGACGGCAACACCACGCUGUGGGAGCAGAGCCCGUGCUUUUGCACGUCGAUGCUGGUGUUGGGGUACAACGGCACCAUCCCCUCCGUUGGGUCCAACCAGACCAGGUUGGGGGAUUCUAAAUGA